This is a messenger RNA of Phragmites australis (common reed), 1374 nucleotides long. RefSeq names its product GDSL esterase/lipase At4g16230-like. Gene Ontology annotation, molecular function: lipase activity. The record is from RefSeq and is a predicted model, not a curated record. Gene Ontology annotation, biological process: lipid metabolic process. The transcript is spliced from 6 exons. Lineage: Eukaryota; Viridiplantae; Streptophyta; Magnoliopsida; Poales; Poaceae. Bases 47 to 1186 code for a protein of 379 amino acids.
UAAAUUAAGUCCACUAUUCUUGAUCACCCCAGCUACCGUCUCGGCCAUGGCCGUCGCCGGUGCUGUGCUAGUGAUAGCAGCCGCCGUGCUCUGCUCAUCGGCGGCCGGUGAGGCCGAGCUCAGCACCCGGCGCCAGCUGGUCCCGGCGGUCUACGUGUUCGGGGACUCGCUCGUGGACGCCGGCAACAACGACUUCCUGCCGGCGCCGGCGCCCAAGGCGGUGCCCCCGAACGGCGUCGACCUCCCACGCGAGGUGCUCCGGCGGACCGGGCGCUUCACCAACGCCUACAACCUCGCCGACAUCAUCGCCCAAUUUGUGGGAUUCAAGAUGAGCCCACCCGCUUACCUCUCGCUAACGCCAUUAUCAAGCCUCUAUCUCUUCCGAGGUCAAGGCGGCGCCAACUACGCUUCCGGCGGAUCUGGCAUCCUAGACAUAACUGGGAACGGGACGAUCACCCUGCGUGAACAAGUCCAGCUGUUCGCAAAGACCAAGGCCAGAAUCAUCCGGGCCGCCCUGGUGGGCCGCGAGAGGUUGGAUGACCUGGUGGCCCGGUCCCUGUUCGUCAUCAGCGCCGGCGGCAACGACUUCGGAGCGUUCGACCACGGCGGCGUCCCCAUAAGCGAGGCGCCGGCGUUCAUCGCCGGCAUGGUCGCCACCUACCUAGAGUAUAUCAACGAAUUGUACAAGCUAGGAGCACGGCGGCUGGCCCUGCUGGACAUACUGCCCGUCGGGUGCCUGCCGAGCCAGCGAGCCACCACGGCCAACGGCGAGUGCAGCGCCAGCGGCAACUCUCUGUCGCAGCUGUUCAACGCCCUCCUCCGGAACGAGAUGGCGAAAGCCGUGGCGGCCUCCAUGCCGGGCUUGAAGUACUCCAUCGCCAGCGUCUACAACACCUUCUCCGAUAUGAUCGCCAACCCAACGCUGGCCGGACUGCGUGAUGUGGAGACCGCAUGCUGCGGCGGCGGCAAGCUCAACGGCGAGGUCGACUGCACCGUAGGCGCGUGCCUCUGCUCGGACCGCGACGAGUACCUGUUCUGGGACAAGGUGCACGGCACGCAGGCGGCGUACCGCCACGCCGUCCUCGCCUUCUUCUAUGGCCCAACGAGGGACGCCGAGCCCAUCAACUUCUCGCAGUUGCUCCGAGAACCGUCGUCCUCGGCGACGGCUCCUUACUCCUCCAUCUAGGUACUCGAUGCAUGUUAUGAAGGGCUUGGGAAUGUAGCAGCACAUUUUGCACUUCAUGUCUACAUUUUUUAUCUUGUGCUGUAAUAAUAAAUAAAGUCUAGUCCUUAGGGUCAUUCGUUGGAAGUUUAAAGACAAGUGGUGAUGUUAAAGACAGGAUGAUUUUAUAUGCUAUUGUGUUAUUUUGUUUA